Messenger RNA from Humulus lupulus (European hop), 2162 nucleotides. RefSeq lists its product as uncharacterized. Gene Ontology annotation, biological process: rRNA base methylation; tRNA methylation. The transcript has 8 exons. Gene Ontology annotation, molecular function: RNA methyltransferase activity; iron-sulfur cluster binding. Lineage: Eukaryota; Viridiplantae; Streptophyta; Magnoliopsida; Rosales; Cannabaceae. Bases 141 to 1508 code for a protein of 455 amino acids. The record is from RefSeq and is a predicted model, not a curated record.
UGAGAUGAUAACGAUUUUCAGACUUGGAAGAUAAAACAGUGAGUAUCAAAGUACCAACUAACUAUGAACAGCUUCAGUUGAAAACCCUACGUGUUAGGGCACAGAUUAACAGAGAAACCUUCCGACGUAACCGGUUUGCCAUGGAGAUGGGGUGCAUGUGGAUGAGACGCAUCCGGUUGAGACCCAACUCUCUCAUCACUGUCACCCCUCCGAUUGCCGCCUCCUUUUCCUCUCCUGCUUUCAGAGAACCCAUGUUCUACAUUUUCCGGAAACGACAACCUUAUCUCAUUCACUUUCUCCGAACCCACCGUCGUUCGCUUACGACCGCCGCUCUUUCACCUUCAGGCCCUCUUGCUCCUUUCGACUGCGCAGGGGGAGUUGACAUUGCUGAAACUUCAAACAAGAGCUCGAAGGUUCUUCUUAAGGGAAUGGAUUACUCUGAACUCGAGAAAUGGGUUCAAUCACAUGGUUAUAGGCCUGGUCAAGCAUUAAUGCUAUGGAAACGCUUAUAUGGGGACAAUAUUUGGGCGCAACACAUUAAUGAGUUAGAAGGUUUGAACAAGGAUUUUAAGUGCAUGUUGAGUGAAAAUGCUGAGUUCAAUGCGUUAUCUUUGAAAGAAAUACUGACAGCAUCCGAUGGAACUAAGAAGAUUUUAUUCAAGUUGGAAGAUGGUUUAAUAAUAGAGACUGUUGUAAUACCUAGUGAUAGUGGCCGUAACACUGUCUGUGUUUCAAGUCAAGUGGGCUGUGCCAUGAAUUGUCAGUUCUGCUUUACUGGCAGGAUGGGUUUAACAAGACAUCUAACUGCAGCUGAGAUAGUUGAGCAGGCAGUAUUUGCAAGGCGCCUGCUCACCGGCGAAGUUGGUUCAAUUACAAAUGUUGUAUUUAUGGGAAUGGGAGAACCGUUUCACAAUAUUGACAAUGUCAUCAAAGCUUCAGACAUUAUGGUGCACGAUCAGGGGCUGCAAUUCAGUCCUCGCAAGGUCACUGUUUCAACUAGUGGGCUUGUCCCACAGUUGAGACGGUUCCUCAAAGAGUCGAAGUGUGCUUUAGCUGUUAGUUUGAAUGCCACAACUGAUGAGGUUAGGAACUGGAUUAUGCCAAUCAACAGGAAGUAUAAAUUGGACUUGCUUCUCCAGACCCUUAGGGAGGAACUUCGCUUUAAACAUAAAUAUAAAGUUCUAUUUGAAUAUGUAAUGCUUGCCGGUGUUAAUGACAGCAUGGAGGAUGCUAAGAGGCUAGUUGAUCUUGUUCAGGGCAUUCCAUGCAAAAUCAAUCUCAUCUCAUUCAAUCCUCAUAGUGGAUCCCAAUUCAAACCAACUAGCGAGGAGAAAAUGAUUGAGUUCCGAAAUUUUUUGGCUGAAGCUGGAUGUAUUGUGUUGUUGCGGCCUAGUAGAGGUGAUGAUCAGAUGGCUGCCUGCGGUCAGCUUGGUAAGCCUGGUCCUGUUCGGGCUCCUGUACUCCGUGUGCCUGAGAAGUUUCGAACAGCCUUAGAAGUUUCUGCAUGAUUCUUAGGACAACUAUGGCGUCAAAAAGGACAACUAUGGCGUCAAAAGUAAAACCGAAUCCUGUUAGUGAAUUUUGAAAAAUGUUUUCAAGUCUUGGAGCUUUCUACCUGGUUUGCACAUGGACAACCUGGAGACACUAGCCGUUUGGUACUGUCAUGGUUUACUGACCUAAUUCAUAGUUGCUUCCAAAUUAAGUACCCUAUAUAUAUAUAUAAAUCAUUUGAAUAACAUAGAUCAAAUGUAUAGUUUUGACGUAACGUGUCUUUUUGACAUUAGUCUUCCUAGAGAAGCAUCGAAACCUGUGUGGGGUUUUUGUACUUACCAGUUAGGCUAGCUGCUGAGCAAUUUAGUAGAAUUGGGCCCUUUAAAGUACAAGGAGAAAAGUUAUAAUGAUGUGAUUGAAUAGUAGAGCUUUCUUAAAAACAAUUUUGCUGCAAUGGGUUGGUAAAAAUUUCAGGAAGGGGGCUACCCUCUUUGCUUAGGAGAAGUAAGCUAAAACGGUGAGCUUUGACCCAUAGAAUACCGUUGAAGAUGAGUUCAACCAACAUUGUUGUAAUCUAGAUUGUAAAUAGAACCCAUUAAUGCGACGAUAUUUCUUUAUUCGACACGAUACUUUAAACAAAUAAUAUAUAUGUUUCAUUAUAAGUUAUGUUA